UCUAAAAACAGGAAACUUGAUCCGACCCAAUAUAUUGUUUCUAAAUCCAAGCCUCUAUUGUAAUUUGUAAGAGUAACGAGGGUUUAUUUGAUGACAUGACAGCAGAAGCGCAGCAGACAAAGGCGGGAAAGGCCGCGAAGUCGAGUAGGAAUGAAUGGAUCGAAGCGGGAAGACGAGUUCUCUAUUUUAACCCCCUUCCCCUUUUUAUAUUACUGUCUUGGGUCCCCUCCUCGUCGUCGCCGUCACCACCCUCCCUCUCCUCUCUCUUCUGAUCCCCCCUCCGUGGCACCGGCGAUCCCAAUCUUGCGAGGGGAGGGUGGGAAGGAGGAGGAGAAGAAGAAGAAGAAGAAGCACCUGGGGAUCCGACACAUGGGCAUCCAGAAUCUCCUCAGAUUCCUGAAGCCAUUCAUACGUCCCGUCCACAUCAGGAAAUACGCCGGGAAAAGGGUGGGCAUCGAUGCCUAUUCGUGGCUCCACAAGGGAGCUUAUUCUUGCAGUAUGGAGCUCUGCCUCGACAUGCCGGGUGAAGCUGCGAGGCGUUAUCUCAACUACUUUAUGCAUCAUAUCAAUCUCCUCCGGCAUUACAAGAUCAUGCCUGUCGUCGUCUUUGACGGUGGCAGCAUCCCUUGUAAGUCCGCCACGGAUCAUGAGCGCCACAGGCGAAGAGAAGCUAAUUUUGAGUUGGCAAAAGAGAAGCUCAAGCAAGGAAACACUGCAGGUGCCAUUGAACUUUUCCAGAAAGCAGUACAUGUCACGCCUUUGAUGGCUCAUAAGCUGAUUCAGAUCUUAAGAUCAGAAGAUGUGGAAUUCAUAGUUGCUCCCUAUGAGGCCGAUGCUCAAUUAGCAUACUUAUCUUCCCUCAAACCUGAUCAAGGAGGCAUUGCAGGUGUAAUAACAGAAGACAGCGACCUCAUUGCAUACGGUUGCCAGGCUAUCAUAUUUAAGAUGGACCGCUAUGGUAAUGGUGAGGAAAUUCUUAUGGACAAAGUCUUCAAGAGUGCUUCUGAUGGACUUUCCUUCAAGGAUUUUGAUAAAGAAUUGCUCACAGGUAUGUGUGUCCUGGCUGGAUGCGACUUCCUUCCUUCCAUUCCAGGAAUUGGGAUUAAGAGAGCUUAUUCUUUUGUCUCCAAGUACAAGAACUUAGAUCGUGUUCUGUCAGUUUUGAGACUUGACAAGCGAUAUAAAAUGCCAGAAGAUUACUGCGAGUCUUUUAGGAAAGCAGUUGCAGUCUUUCACCAUGCUCGAGUAUAUGAUAUGGCUACACGAGCAUUAAAACAUUUGAAGCCUUUAGAAGAGAAGCAUCUGGAGUUUCUAAAUGGUGAUCUGGAUCUUCUUGGACCUGAGCUCCCGCAAUCAGUAGCUGCUGCUGUCGCCGAAGGCAAAUUGAACCCCAUUACCAUGCAACAUUUUGACUAUCUCCCUAACGCUGAAAUGUGCUCGGAGUCUGUCAGCGUCCUAUCCUACUAUCGUACAUCUGGUGAUGAAUUGAGAAUCUCAUUCACAGAGGGGAGUUGCAUUACAAUGUGUUCAUCUGAGCAAAACCAUGAAGAGCAUAUAACAGUUGCAAGAGAGACGGCUUUGGAUCAGAAGUACAUUAAAGAAGCUUUUGCGCUGGGUAUGUUGGUUGCACCAGCAGAGUGUCAUCAAGUAAUGGAGCUUGAAGUAGAUAAGGCAUCAGUACCUGAUAACAAUCCAUUCAAGAAGAGAAAACUAGAAAAGAGUAGUUCUCAAAAGGAUGACCAGAGGGCGGCACUGGCUGUGGUGACACAAGAUGAAAACUCUCUUGGUACGGUGUGUUCUUCGCCGCAGUCACAGGAAAGUGUGGAGUCCAAGCCGAAUAAGUCAACGUCCAUCGGAAAAGAUAAGACUCGGAGAGGGAGGCCUAAAACGAAGAACGAGAAUAAGAGCGCAGGGAUUAAGAAAAACGGUAUACUCAAAUUCUUCCAACCUUUGUAGAUCUAAUUUUUCUUGCAUUGCAGUGUUUUUAUCUUUCGCUAUGGGAGAAUUUUCAUGCCCUCAAUUUUGGUUCAAUUUUUUCGAGAAUAUUAUUGUUGCAGAUUAUAUUAUCUAUUUUUAUUUUUUGAUCAAUCAAUGUAUUGUGAUAUCUAGUUUAAUCUCCUACUAAAAUGGGAGAAAAUUGAGUUGAUUUAUAAGGUAAGAUGAGUUUGUUAUCAUUAA
Messenger RNA from Musa acuminata subsp. malaccensis (wild Malaysian banana), 2178 nucleotides. The record is from RefSeq and is a predicted model, not a curated record. Lineage: Eukaryota; Viridiplantae; Streptophyta; Magnoliopsida; Zingiberales; Musaceae.